CAGUCUACUCCUCACCAAACCCGGCAACCGACGAGAUCAACCACUGCCACGAGCGCGAGGAUAGCGCGCGCGCGCACGAGCACUACGCCAUCCUUUGAAUUGAUCGAAAAACAAAGUCUAGUGUACCGGCGGUAGAGCAUCUCGAAUGGCAUCAUGGUCCGAUUCGAAAUCUCGGUCAAAUCCAGGCGGAUUUAAUCGCUAAUUACACCGUCGUCCUCCCCCGACACCCGGGGGGAGCUGCUGCCGCUUACGCGAGUCCACGUGAGGAGACCACGGACGGAUCGCCCGACCGGCCGGCCGCCGCCGCCGCCGCCGAGCGGGAGCAUGGGCGGCACGGCCUUCGACUUCGAGUUCAAGAGGGACGCGUAUGGAUUCGCGGUGCGGCCGCAGCAUCUGCAGCGUUUCCGCGAGUACGCCAAGAUUUACAAGGAGGAGGAAGAUGAGAGAGCGCAAGUAUGGAAGGACUUCUUAGACAGAUUGGCUGACUCUGAGGAUUUCCCCACCACAGCCAGCAUUUCCCCGUCGACACACGAUCCUGCUGCCGGAGAUGGUGAUGCAGGUGAUGAAAGUGCAGAAAAGAGAGUCAAUGAAGCUGAAAGUGCAGAAAAGAGUGACAAUGAAGCUGAAAGUGCACAAAAGAGUGUCAAUGAAGAAGAGAAUGGAGCCGAAAAUGCAGAGAACAGCAACAACUUGGAGGAUUUGAAGGAAGUUCAGGAAGUCAGACAAGUAAAUGGUGAGCCGGAAGAUUUUAACGGCGAGACUAGCAACUUGGAAAAACUGAAAGAGGACAGCAAUAGCAGUGAGGCAAACUGUGAUGAAAAGGAAGAAGAGGAUGAAGCUGCAGGAAGUAACGCCAAGUUGGAACAUGUGGAAGAAGUUGAUGGCAACGAUGAAUCCAGAGAAGCAAAUGGCAACGCAGAAGAUUCCAAAAAUGAUGUGACUGGCAACUCAGAAAUACUGAAAGAGGAAGCUAGUGCAGACUCUGAAGAAUUGAACAAAGCCUCUGAAGAAGUGAAGGAGAUGAUCCAGGGGUCUGAAGAAAUAAAAGACGUCAAUGGUGGUUCGGAAGAAUCUAAAGUUCAAAAAGAAGCUUUAAAUGGAUUGGUGGAAGGGAAUAAUGAUAACUUCGAAAAGUUCAAAGAGACCCCUUUUGACAAGGGGUUGUUGGAUGAACUGGAGCCCUUAAAAGUAGAGUCCUGGAAGCGGAUGAGGGCAUCACUCAGCAUCAUUGAGCAAAUGAUGUGCUCUCGGGUGGUGAGAAGAAAUGAUACCACAAAUGUCAUAUCUGGAAAGGUUGGGACACAGCUUUCUUCAAUUGAAGAAGAAAGGACAGUAGAAGAAAGCCAUGAAGGGGUUCCAGCAGAGGAGUCAUAUAAUGCAAAGAAGGAGGAUCGGUCACAGAAAGGGGCACCUGGUGCUUCGCCGAAUGGUACCUUGGAGGGAGUCAAUGGAGAGUCUUAUUUCCUUUGGAGGGAGGAGCUCGAGAGCUUGGUUCGUGGAGGCGUGCCGAUGGCUCUUAGAGGAGAGAUGUGGCAAGCAUUUGUGGGUGUUAGUGCUCGGAAAAUCAGUGGGUACUACAACAAAUUGCUAGAUGAGAAGACCGAUGUAUUGGAUAAAAAGGACCUUCCGGACCAAGUGGUUAAUGAACAGAAAAGUUCACCAAAAAAGCAUUCUAAGCCUGAGAAGUGGAAGGGACAGAUAGAGAAGGAUUUGCCUCGAACAUUUCCAGGACACCCUGCACUAGAUGAGGAUGGGAGAAACGCUUUGAGGCGGUUAUUAACAGCAUAUGCAAGGCAUAAUCCAUCUGUUGGAUACUGCCAGGCCAUGAAUUUUUUUGCUGGACUAUUUUUAUUGUUCAUGCCCGAAGAAAAUGCAUUCUGGGCCCUGGUGGGGGUGAUAGAUGAGUACUUUGAGGGUUACUACACAGAGGAAAUGAUUGAAUCACAGGUUGAUCAACUUGUUCUUGAGGAGGUCGUACGAGAAAGGUUCCCCAAAUUGGCCAAACAUACAGAUAUCUUGGGAGUGCAGGUGACAUGGGUGACUGGACCAUGGUUUCUUUCAAUUUUCAUCAACAUGCUUCCAUGGGAAAGUGUUCUUCGUGUUUGGGAUGUGAUCCUUUUUGAAGGAAAUCGUACAAUGCUGUUCCGGACAACGCUUGCUUUGCUGGACUUAUAUGGGCCUGCCCUGGUGACCACAAAGGAUGCUGGAGAUGCAAUUACAUUACUACAGUCUCUUGCUGGCUCUACCUUUGACAGCAGCCAGCUUGUAUUGACAGCUUGUAUGGGUUUUCAGUCAGUCAAAGAAAUGGGAUUGCGGGAGCUAAGAAAAAAGCACAGGCCAGAAAUUAUAGCUGCUAUGGAGGAGAGAUCAAAGGACCGUAAUUCCUGGAAAGAUAAGAAGGGACUAGCAACUAAACUAUAUAGCUUUAAACAUGACCCUUCAUCUGUAUGCCCACAAGUUGAUUCCAAGGAAGGGGCGGAUGGUUUGCAAGUAAAUGGGGAUUCUGGAUCAACCACCCUAGAAAACUACCUUACUAGUUCAGCAUUAGAAAAUGAGUUGGAUGAGGGUAUUGAUCUUCAAGAACAGGUAACAUGGCUAAAGAUUGAGCUGUGCAAGCUGCUUGAGGAGAAAAGAUCAGCUGAACUCAGAGCUGAGGAGCUGGAAACUGCUUUAAUGGAAAUGGUCACGCAGGACAAUAGACGUAUGCUGAGUGCUAAGGUUGAGAAAUUGGAAGUAGAAGUAUCUGAACUGCGAAAGACUUUUGCAGAUAAGCAAGAACAAGAACAAGCAAUGCUUCAGAUUUUGGUAAGAAUGGAGCAGGAGCAGAAAGUCACAGAAGAUGCACGCAUAGCUGCUGAGCGAGAUGCUGUUCAACAAAAAUAUGUUGCCCACUUGCUGCAGGAGAAGUAUGAAGCAACAAUGACAGCCCUUUCACAAAUGGAGAAGAGAGCUGUGAUGGCAGAAACAAUGUUGGAAGCUACGAAGCAGUAUCAGGCUGGGCAGGUUAAAGCUGUCCAAACCUUCGCUCCAAAGUCGCCACAUGCAGACCUUGGGAAGACAAACCAAGAACCUAAUCAAGAUACGCCUAGCAAGAAAAUGGGCUUGCUUUCUAGGGGGCUUGGAUGGCUAGAGAAGAGCAAGGGAAAGCCAAAUUCCACUGAAACGUCUGAAGGCUAAACUCCUGCGGAGCCAGGUAAAAAACCGUCAGUCCCAACGAAGAUCUUGACGGUCAUGGAUGAUUGGAUUGACCGAUCUCCAUAGCAAUUCUUCAAACCAGCUAAUUUUUGUCCAUGGGAAGAAUCAACUUGCGUUUCUGAUGGAAGUUUUGCUGUAUUUGUACUUGGUAGGUCUGAAUCGUUGCAGGACAUCCAUGUAAAUUUUCUUCUCCGAGUAGUUCGAUUAAGAUUGUCAAUACUUAGUGCUCCAUUUAGGAGAAAGAAAAAAUACACACGAAACCCCCCCAUUAUUUUUAGACUAGUUUGUGAGAUUGUCAUAGAGCUAUACUGGGGAAGAGCCUGUAUUAUUUCUCUUCUGAAAGAAUUUUGCAGCGCUGUAAAGGAAAUGUUCUUUCACUGUCUUAUUUGUUCAUUUGAUAACACUGGCUGGCUUGCAAUAGACAUAUGUUACUUGGUGUAAAGAUGAAGUAUUCAUUGAUAUUACUAGGAAUGAUCAUUCACAGUUCAGUGAAA
Lolium rigidum is the source of this 3689-nucleotide messenger RNA. RefSeq names its product ecotropic viral integration site 5 protein homolog. The transcript is spliced from 18 exons. Bases 325 to 3177 code for a protein of 950 amino acids. Lineage: Eukaryota; Viridiplantae; Streptophyta; Magnoliopsida; Poales; Poaceae. The record is from RefSeq and is a predicted model, not a curated record.